ACAAGAGGACAGUGCUGAGUACGACAGUCAUCGCAAAAACAUGGCUUCUUCGUCGUUCCUUCGUGGAAAUGGGAAUUCAGUCGCUGUAAUGCUUUUUUUGAUGACGUUUUGUCUGUGUUGCACAGCAGAUUUACUAGAUCCAAGCCUUUUCAGUCAAACACUAACCAAACUAGCCACAGAUGGACUUGGCGUCUCUAAUUUGCAGGAGCAUUUUGACAGGUUAAAGUUUACAGAGACAGUCGUGGAUGGCAGUCAACUUAUCCCCAAUCUGGCAGCAAGUGUCUCAAACAAAUUCAGAGACAGGUUUCACGUUGUACAAAGGCUUAAGACAGCUGUUGAGUCCUCCUGGCCCACACCUCCCUCAUCAAUCCCGACAGAAUGCUGUCGGGUGUCAAGUUCAUCUAAAAAUGCAGAAUAUGACUCCAGAUUUCGCAAACGACUCGACAUAUCAAGUGCGUGCGUAAAAGUAUCUCAAAAUGCUCCCCCAUCACCUAAACAUGUCGCCAAUUCAGUCGUGGAGGAGAUGAAAAAUAUUUUGCAAGAUAAUCCUUUCAUCAAGUGGCAAUAUUUUGCAUCAGAAGAAGGCACGUUGGCAAAUUACCCAGCAUUUGAGGAUACGGAAGAUUGCAGAUCUUAUGAUCCUCGUUUCAGGCCAUUUUACGUGGAAACGGCCACGCCGAAGCCAAAGGAUGUUGUUCUUGUUCUCGACACCAGUGGAUCGAUGAAAGGAAGCCGGCUAAGGAUCGCUAAGGAAGCUGCUAAAACUUUUCUGAGUACAACGAAUCCCAGGGACAGGAUCGGAAUAGUAAGCUUCAGUGAUAAAGCAGCCACACCAAUAGGGUACAGAGGUGAUGGGCGUGACUGCCACAGCGAACGUUUAGCAGAUGCCACACCAAUCAAUAUAAAAUACAUGGACAGCUAUGUUGAUUCACUGUCUGCUGGAGGAGACACUCAAUACUCCAAAGCUUUUCGCUCAGCCUUCAAUCUGCUGAAAGGUUCCUCUUCUGGAGGAGAAACCUCAAGGACGAAAGUCAUAAUCUUUCUAACGGAUGGUAAACCAACCGACGAACCAACGGAAAUCAUGCAAACAAUACAAACAGAGAACGCAGAGCUUGAUAACAAGGUGGUAAUAAUGACGUAUGGGAUGGAACAGGACUUACAAAUCCUUCGAGAUAUUGCCAAUCAAGAUGGUGGACGCUAUGGAGUAUCGCAAACCUCUGACGUUACUGCAGGGAAAUUUACUUACGUAGGAAACACAGAAAAUUUGCGAAGAGACUUGGCAACGUAUUACGAUUUCUUCUCUGAAAACUUAGUGCGCGAUGCACCAAUCAUAUCCAUUCCUUACAUUGAUGCCUUUGGCACGGGUCUGUUAACUUCCAUAACACUCCCAUGCUAUUACCAAGGGAAAUUCAUCGGUGUUGUUGGUACCGAUAUUAGCAUGGAAGACCUUCUAUCGGAAAUCACAUACUUUCAGAGAGGCCAAUCAAGCUACGCUUUCAUGGUGGACAGUUCUGGGAGGACCAUGAUGCACCCUCUUUUACCAGCCCCUUCAGAUGCAUUCGGUGACCCCAUUUUCAUGGAUAUAACAGCUUUAGAAGCUGAACCCGAGUUUACCUCAGUGUUUCUAUCAAUCAAAAGUGGUAAAUCUGGACAAAGAACAUUUCCAUCAAAGCGUUUCCUGGCUCGUGGUGGACAAGUGGAGGAAGGAGUAACAGUUGCAACUUAUCGGUCGACCUAUUUCUGGGAACCAGUUCAGCACACUAAUUUUACUGUUACAAUUGUGGUUAAAGAUGGCGAUAAGGAUGAGAUACUGGACACUCAGACUAUUCCUUCCGAUUUUGAAUUCUUAUAUCAUCGCUUGGACUUGGUGAAGCCGGAUUCGCCAUGCGUUCACUUUUCAAGAUAUGCAGCAAAAGAUUCAACUGUGGUAAAGUUUAGUGCAGAAGCCUUUACAGAUCCAUACAAAUACCUUGGACUGGAUGAGUCAGUAUCUAAAGUGAACGCUUACGAAAGGUUUAUGAAAAGUGCAAGAGCAAUCAACCCCGGAUUUAAAACUGGCAUACGUAAUACAGUCAUAGCGACCAAGAAGGUGGAAGAUAUUUGGUUUCGAGAAAAGACGGAGUACACCAAAUAUCUUGUUUGGAGAUAUGUUGGCACAGCCAAUGGUGUUUUCAGAAUGACACCUGGAACUUUACUGGCCAAAUCUUACGAUCCGAGGAAAAGACCAUGGUAUCACACCGCUCUCAGCAACACGGGAUCAGUUGCCCUCUCCACGCCCUAUAUAGACGCCUUCGGUGCAGGAGUGGUGAUAACUGCAGCCCACACCCUCUACCGCGGUGAGACAAACAGCCAGCAUAGUACAAGUGAUCAGGUUAUUGGAGUCAUGGGCGCAGAUUUUCCCCUAUCAUACUUCCAAAAACUCCUAACAGAUACAUACCCAAAGUGUGAGGAGAGCAGCUAUGAUUGUUUUGUUUUGGACAGAGCUGGAUUCCUAAUCAUGCACAAUGAUUUCCUACAGCCAGAUAUAACAGCUAAAACUCUGGAGUAUGUCCACAUCACAGAAAAAGAGAAAGACAUCUCCGAAGAUCUGAUACAAAAAGGUUAUCUGGUGAAGAAGGAAUGUCGAAAUUUGGAGAAAAUCGGCUUGCAGAGCUUUUACGAGCUAAAGCUGCCAUUUCAAGGAGUGAGUACUCUUGAGAAUGGACAACGUUGCAAGAAGUAUCAGCUCUUGAAAGUUGGUGGAAGUAAUGCCUUUUUGGGAAUCAUAUCAAGGGAGGGCUCGUGUUCAUCCAAGGCUUGCAGCUGCUCCACUAACAAAGAAUGUUCCAACGUGAAGGGAUUGAGUUGCGAAUGCCCUUGUUCCUCACGACUUGAAUUCCAUUACUGUAGGAGUGAAUUUCCAGCCAGCAAUAUUUCCAUUUGUCCCGUGCCAGCGACUGUUGUUCUCUCUGAGCGAAUAAAUGAUCCUUCAGUAAAUGGCUUAGGGAAAUGUUUCGACCCACAAUGUGACAAGAAGCCUGAUUCAGAGUCAUGUGACGGAGUCGUGGGCUGCUAUUGGUGCGUUAGAGAUAAGUUCAAUACUCCCCUUUCCAAGAAAUACUGCGCAGAUAUCAAUACCUGCUACGGUGGCACACAAGGCACGAGAGCCCCAGGAAGCGGUAAUAUUCCUACCAACCCCACCAAUCCAGAAGAUGACGAUGAUAAGGGUGGUCUCUCGGCAGGUGCCAUUGUUGGUAUUGUUCUGGGGCCGAUCGCUGUCAUUAUUGUGCUUACUUUCAUCUUUGUUAAAUGUAACAGAAAAUAUUUUCCAAAACCGAUUACAUUCUUAGCCCCGGCUCCAGCGGUGGAACGCAACGCACUGCCGUGUAUCACCCGUCCACCAGGAUAUCCAUACAGACCUAAGUUUGGUUUUCCUGAGAAUAGCGCAAGUGUAAAUAUACCGCCACCUCCCAGUUAUGAUCAGAUAACGCCAUCUUUUCCUAAUGCUUCUGCACCACCCUAUGCACAUUACCAUAAGGGUUUACAUUAAGUAGAACUUGAUAAUCCUUUCACUCUACCGGAAGUGGUUCGUAAACGAAAGGAUGAUCCGGUGACACUGUAAUACGUUCUCCCAGAUAUGUAACGGUGCGGCCUCCCCUAUUUUUACACAGAUCCUGCUCUUAAUCUAAUGUGGUGUUAUAAAUAUUAUAUCAUAUGCUUAAAUAAUUUUAGCCGAGCCUUAUCGCAUCGAACCUGUUUGAGGCACAAGCUAAUACGAUUUAUAAAAUAAACGCUUCGCAUUUCUCUCACUGCAGGGUUAAUUCUCCAUAUCUUGUAAUUCUGGUCAGAAAAAAUUCCCUUUAUCAACAGCGUCCAUCGACAAAGUCAUCUCCAAGAGAGGAGUCAUUUACUAAGCAAUAUAAUAUCUAUGCUAUCUCAUAUUUCAAGGAUAUCUUGUUUCAAGUAUGAAAAUGAGAGCUAAAAACAACUCCAAGGGACUCUUAUAGGUGAGGGAAAAAGAGGGGAGUAUUUUCUUUUCGUAGCAUAUUUUGGAAGUUCAAACGAGGCCUGUAAAUACAAUUAAUAUUUAGGAUUUAAAACCCAAGCUCUCGUCGACUAUUAGCAUAAUAAAUAAACUGUGUUGGAAAUAGAAAAUUUGAUAUCACUAGGUGACCAACUUAAUGUAAACAACAAAUGUAACGGUAGCAUUGAUCGUUUAC
Pocillopora verrucosa is the source of this 4199-nucleotide messenger RNA. RefSeq names its product VWFA and cache domain-containing protein 1-like. Lineage: Eukaryota; Metazoa; Cnidaria; Anthozoa; Scleractinia; Pocilloporidae. Gene Ontology annotation, cellular component: voltage-gated calcium channel complex. The record is from RefSeq and is a predicted model, not a curated record. Gene Ontology annotation, molecular function: voltage-gated calcium channel activity.